This is a messenger RNA of Fonsecaea multimorphosa CBS 102226, 675 nucleotides long. RefSeq lists its product as uncharacterized. The coding region runs from base 1 to 675 and encodes 224 amino acids. The transcript has 2 exons. The record is from RefSeq and is a predicted model, not a curated record. NCBI's taxonomy places the organism in Eukaryota, Fungi, Ascomycota, Eurotiomycetes, Chaetothyriales, Herpotrichiellaceae.
AUGUCUCCCAGGCCAGCAUUACUGGCGGUGAACCACCCGCUAUGCUACUCCUACUCAGAGCCAGCAGCGCCGCAAACUAACGGUUCACAAAAUGGGAUCAAGAGCCACGACCAGAAGCUCCUUUCGUCACUGGCGAACCCAGAAACCGUCGAGGACAGGGUGAGAUACCUGUACGAACAUCAACAAAUAACGACUCUGCUCAACGAGUAUGCCUACGUCCUUGACGCUUGCAUGGUCAACCACACUGCUGCGCACAAAUGGGCCGGCCUGUUCACCGAUGACUGCGAUGUCACAUAUCCCUUUGGCAGUCACAGAGGCAGGGACGGGCUCGCAGAGUGGGCGAUGACUGCUGAGACGAGAUUCUACCGCAUGCUGCACUCGUCCUCCAACAUGACCAUCUCCUUCACGUCCGACACCACCGCGCACGCCCGCUCCGCGCUACACGCCAUCUGCGGCACGCACGACAACGACAUCGGCCAGGUCUUCCAGGAGGGAGGGUACUAUUACUGGAGUUUCCGGAAGGACCACCCCGACCACGACCACGGCCACCUGCAAGGGCGAGGGCAAGGACAAGGACAAGGACGGGGGACGUGGAGGAUCUCGUACCUGUUCCUGGACGUCAAUUGGACGAGUGGCGAUUCUUUGGGAUUGAAUGAGCCCGGCGCCGCGGAUUGA